Messenger RNA from Manis pentadactyla (Chinese pangolin), 1483 nucleotides. It is a transcript of the gene HSPB6, whose product is annotated as heat shock protein family B (small) member 6. Gene Ontology annotation, molecular function: protein folding chaperone; structural constituent of eye lens. The record is from RefSeq and is a predicted model, not a curated record. NCBI's taxonomy places the organism in Eukaryota, Metazoa, Chordata, Mammalia, Pholidota, Manidae. The transcript is spliced from 3 exons. Gene Ontology annotation, biological process: response to heat; protein refolding. The coding region runs from base 64 to 549 and encodes 161 amino acids.
GCGGCUCACGCAGGGUCACUGCGGUGCCUAGGGCGGCGGUGGCGGCAGCAGCGGCGGAGCAGGAUGGAGAUCCCGGUGCCUGUGCAGCCCUCUUGGCUGCGCCGCGCCUCUGCCCCGUUGCCUGGCCUUUCGGCGCCUGGGCGCCUCUUCGACCAGCGCUUCGGCGAGGGGCUGCUGGAAGCGGAGCUGGCUGCGCUCUGCCCCGCGACACUAGCCCCCUACUACCUGCGCGCACCCAGCGUGGCGCUGCCUGCCGCCCAGGUGCCAACAGACCCAGGGCAAUUCUCCGUGUUGCUGGAUGUGAAGCACUUCUCGCCAGAGGAAAUCACCGUCAAGGUGGUUGGCGAACACGUUGAGGUGCAUGCGCGCCAUGAGGAGCGCCCGGAUGAGCACGGAUACAUCGCGCGCGAGUUUCACCGCCGCUACCGCUUGCCCCCUGGCGUGGACCCUGCUGCUGUGACGUCUGCGCUGUCUCCCGAGGGCGUCCUGUCCAUCCAGGCCGCAUCUGCGCCGGCCCAGGCCCCACUGCCGCCCACUUCUGCCAAGUAGAGGUCUGGACACUCCUGACCCGCGGUAUGCCGCAGGCCCCCUUUUAAAGCCGACCUGACUCCGCCCAGCCAGAUGUCCUGAGCGCGCCAAGACCACCCGCUCAUCCAAUUUGGGAUACUGUCCCGACUCUUCCAAUCUAGAUUCAGCCCGGAUAACCUACCGCUUUCCACCGACACUCCCUCUCACCCUCUUCAGCUUGCAAACCCUCCCCCACCUCCUCUUUAGCUUCCAGACUCUACAAGCACAUUCCCUCAGCCUAGUCUCCCAUAGCCGGUGACCCCAUUUUAUUGGCGUAUAACCCCACUGAAAACACUUAUUUCUUCUUACUCAUCUAUAAAAACAUCUCCAAAUCCUAUUUGAUCCCCUCCCCACUCUGACAUCAGACUGUGGUAUGGACAGCCCUGCUGCCACCUUAGACCAGUCAAGCAUAAUCCCCCCACCCCUCAAAUAUCCCAGACAGCACAGACCUCCCAUGUCAGACCAUUCAGAUGUGGUCCCAAGACCCUAUCUUUCUCAUUCCAACUAAACACUCUACUCCCUGCCACCCCCACCCAUUUUCUGACUUGAAAUCCCAGCCAGUCACCCCAAGACUCUUCUGAAUCCCACUCUUGAACACCUAUUCCAGGCCAACCAGGACGUUCAACCUCAAACUGUACAGACACCCACCCCAUCUGCCCAGACUCUGCACAGAUAUCCUAGGCUCCCAUCCCCAACUGGAACUGGAGUCCCCAGUCACUUUGUCUUGAGCCACAAGUCUCUAACCACAUAUCCCAGGCAAUCUACCGUCCACAGCCCUGCCCUUAUUCUCCAAGCCCCAACUAGGCAGCCACUUUCUUUGACUCCCCACAAUCUUUCUCACUCCUUAAACUACCUGUUGUCCCAUCCCCUCAUUCCUACCUAGGCCCACUCCCCCAAUAAAUGUGCUAGAGCUGUG